AUGAGGACAAAAAGAAAGAUCAUAAUUCUGAUACUUGUUUUCACAGUACUUUUCAUACUUUCCAUAGGUGUCAUAAUUAAGGAGAGACAUUUGAAGACAAGCUCGCAAACCUCUCACGGUAUGAGCAUAUUGAGCAAUAGUACCAAUAAGACAUAUGAUAUAAGCUCCGAUAGGACUUUAUCAAUUGAGGACGAGAAUCUUUCUUUAAAUUCGCUAAAUAAUAUGCCAAAAGAAAACGAAGUUAUGGAUAAAAUAGAUAGCAGCUUUGCUUUAAUUCUUAGAGAGGAUAAUGGAUUGAUAAGGAAAGAGGAUUCUUGUAAUUCUCGAAAUAAUACAGAGUCCAUCGAAAAUAAGCUAUUUAAGCGCUCCCCAAGGCUUAUUUCAUUUGAGGUUAAAGAAAAAAGUUCUACGGGAGAAUAUCUAUUCAGUUUAUUGAGAAAGACAAUCGACAACAUCUGUAGCUGUUCUCCUUCUGGUGGAAGGAAAUAUGAGAAAUCUGAAAUUACCUCCGACCACAUAGGACUUAUUAAUCAUUAUAUGAAGUCUUUUAGGAUACUUGUUUAUAAGCUUGAAGUAAUGUAUUCUGAUGGUUUUGAAUUAGAAAAUAUUUAUACUCCAUAUUCUGAUUCAAUUGAUUGUUUUACAGGAAUUAAGCUUACAAGAUAUCACACUGCAGAUUCCUUUACAAAGAAUGAGCAGAGGUACACAUCAUAUAUAAAUCAAUUUGUUGAUACAGAAGCAGCAAAUAUUCCUAUAAAUGUGGAAGGAAAGGGCCAAUCUUGUUUGAAUGUCAGAGAUCAUAUAGUGUAUACUCUACUUCAUUACGUUUGCCUCUUCUAUUUAAAAUCUUGGAAAACCAUAGAUAUGCUUUAUACGAAGUUAAAUGUCGAGAAACUAAGUGCGUCGAAUGUCGAUCUAUCAAAAAUUAUCAACGGAUAUAAGUAUAAGGAUAUAAUAGAGACAGUGAGGCCAAUUCAUUUUGUAAAUACCAAUGGUUGUAUAGUAAGACCAUUGAUAAUGGAAUAG
This is a messenger RNA of Encephalitozoon romaleae SJ-2008, 1026 nucleotides long. RefSeq lists its product as hypothetical. NCBI's taxonomy places the organism in Eukaryota, Fungi, Microsporidia, Unikaryonidae. The record is from RefSeq and is a predicted model, not a curated record. The transcript has a single exon. Bases 1 to 1026 code for a protein of 341 amino acids.